Molecule: messenger RNA, 1174 nt
Organism: Malania oleifera
Lineage: Eukaryota; Viridiplantae; Streptophyta; Magnoliopsida; Santalales; Ximeniaceae
Product: LOB domain-containing protein 1-like
Exons: 2
Coding region: 103-846 (247 amino acids)
Source: RefSeq, a predicted model, not a curated record
CCCCAUCCAUCCCCACACGCGCUCUCUCUCUCUCUCUCUCUCCCUCUCCCUCUCCCUCUCUCUCCCUCUCUCUCUCUCCGCCCUCUCUCCGCCGGCCGGCCGAUGGAGUGCAGCGACACCACAAUGACGAACACUACUACUGCCCCAUCCUCUCCAGUAUCUGCCCCUUCUCCCUCGUCUUCUUCUUCUCCCCCUCCGCCGCAGCCUGCGCCUGCCGCGGCGGCGAAUGUCGUGGUGAGCCCGUGCGCGGCCUGCAAGAUCCUGCGGCGGCGAUGCGCGGAGAAGUGCGUGCUGGCCCCCUACUUCCCCCCCUCCGAGCCCUACAAGUUCACCAUUGCCCACCGAGUCUUCGGCGCCAGCAACAUCAUCAAGUUCUUGCAGGAACUGCCAGAGGCACAGAGGGCAGAUGCAGUGAGCAGCAUGGUGUACGAGGCAAACGCGAGGAUAAGGGACCCGGUGUACGGCUGCGCCGGCGCCAUAUGCCAGCUCCAGAAGCAGGUCAGCGAGCUUCAGGGGCAGCUAGCCAAGGCCCAGGCGGAGCUCGUCACCAUGCACUGCCACCAGGCCAACCUCGUGGCCUUCCUCUGCAUGGAGAUGGCCCAGCAGCACAACCGCCCGUCUUCUCCUCACCAAUCUCCCCUUCAUCACCAGCCCCACGCGGCCGCCGCCGCCGCCGCCGCAGCCGCCGUGUCGUUCCAAGACCCCCACUCUGCACUGGACGAGGACCACAACAACGAGGCGGCUGCCGCCGUGGGCAGCCCCCCCUACACUUCUCUGCAGAGCAGUUCCUGCUUCUUCGACGACGCCAACCCCGGGUCCUUGUGGGAACUACCCCUCUGGACAUGACUCCUUAAUUUUACUUCUUUAUUUUCGAUCAUAUAAAAAUAUAUAUAAUAUAAACUAAAUCAAUUAAUUAAGAAGAAAUUGUAGUUCUUAAUUUAGCUUUCUCUGGCUAGUUCUCCUAACUCAAGCUAACCGCACCGAUGGGAAGGAGAAAUUUGCAGAAGAAAAUAUAGAUGCAGGGAAUAAAACUAUGUGUUAUGUUGUCUUUUAAUUGGGCCUAACGUGUGAAGAGGAAAAGAUAUGUACGGCUCUACUGUCUUCCAUAAAAGGCAAAGCAAAAGCGAGUGAGAGGUUGACUGAUCAAUUAAUUUGAAGGCUCUUUUUCCUCCAA